Messenger RNA from Fonticula alba, 785 nucleotides. RefSeq lists its product as hypothetical. The record is from RefSeq and is a predicted model, not a curated record. NCBI's taxonomy places the organism in Eukaryota, Rotosphaerida, Fonticulaceae. Bases 189 to 701 code for a protein of 170 amino acids. Gene Ontology annotation, biological process: positive regulation of translational initiation; transcription initiation at RNA polymerase II promoter; DNA-templated transcription. Gene Ontology annotation, molecular function: single-stranded RNA binding; single-stranded DNA binding; translation initiation factor binding. Gene Ontology annotation, cellular component: RNA polymerase II, core complex; P-body. The transcript is spliced from 6 exons.
CCUCCCCCCUCCCCCCUCGCCCCUCUCUCUCUCUCUCUGCUCCCAUUCUUCGCCUCUUGCCAGUGUCAGACCCUACAACCGGGUGCCUCUUUUCCCUCUUUCGUUCUCCCCCCCCCCUCUCCCCCGCUUGGCUUUCGGUGCAGCUCUCCUCCCUGCCUCCCCCCGGCCCACCUUCACUCCGAGACACCAUGUUCAUCGAGAAGGAGCUCUACCAUGACCUGAAGCUGGACCCGCAAUACUUUGGACCCGACCUGAAGGAGCGGGUGUUGGACAUCUUCCACCAGCAUGUGUCGGGGCGGUGUGACGAGAAGGACGGCUAUGUUGUGGCGGUCCUCCGGGUGAUUGCCAUCGAGCCGGGUCGGACGAUCGAGGGCGAAGGCCUGGCUGUCUUCCGAGUCAAGUACCGCGCCAUCGUUCUGCACCCGUUCCCGCAGCAGGUGGUCAGCGCCGUGGUGACUGAUGUCAGCCCGCAAGGAUUUUUCUCGCGCAUCGGUCCGGUCACCAUCUUCACUCCCCGGACGUAUAUCCCGGACUACUUCAGCUACAAUGGCGACAUUUCCCCGCCGCAAUAUCAGUAUGAGCAGGAAAACCUUCACAUCCGCAAGGACACCUGUGUUCGCAUUCGGCUCAUCAGUGUGACCUUCGAGAACCAGCAUUUGGUCUGCAAUGGAACCAUCAACGACCACUACCUGGCCAUCUAGGGUACGAUGCGCAACACCCGCCUCCCCGGGAGGGAGAGAAGUGUCCGACAAAGUACCGGAACAAUAAACAACAAACAUUUCAUA